AGGAAGGAAGGACGGAGAGGGCAGCGGGUGGAGAGGGGGCUGGGAGGAGGAGCGGGGAAACCCGUACAAGUCGUCACACAGCCGACGGGAGGCCUUUGCCCGUCAUGACCUGGAGAGGCACACCACGGCCACUGUGGUCCCCGAGCUGUAUCAUCAUCUGUGGUACCGCAAGGACACCAUGGCUGACCGCCUUGUGGCCAACAUCCCGCACACACUUGUCUUUGUCAACCACGCCCUCGCCGAAUGGUACUUUGUCUCGCGAUCCGGCGCAGUUCUCCGCAAGAACGCCGACAAGCUGACCCUGGCCCAUGCUCUGGAAGCACUCCUGGCCGUCCACGCCACUGCGAAUGGGCCAUCAGGUCUUGCUCCGCCGCCGACGUCAUCCAUGGCUCUGCGAUCAGGUUCGGUCACAACCUCGACCGCGUCCAAGCAGAGGCUCAGAAGCGAAGUCGGCGACUUGCCGGUGGUCGCCACCCUGCUCAUCCCCUCCCACUCGGAUCCUACCCAUGUCACCGUCCGGCACUUUAAUGUUCCACAGCUGCGGACGUACCUCCGCGACGACCGGCCCGAGUCCAAGCCGCGCAUCGGUAUCCUGCAGGCUUUUGUCCGGCCAUACGGCAUCCAUAACGCCGUCUCGCGGGUCACUUUCACACAGAACGACGCCGUGGUUGACGUUCGGGUCAACACUGCUCGCUUCCGCGACUCGCUGGUUCCGGUUGCCGACCGGCUGGCCGCUUUUGUGGGUCCAAGCUACAUGUCGCAGGUUGAUCCGUCCCAUCUCUCGUGCUCACCGGCGCUCAUUGCCGCCACCCGCGCCGAGGCCAUCCGCAUUGCCCGCCACAUGGAGGCCUCGUCUGCCCAGGGCUACAUCAUCCGCAAGAUGUGCUUGUACUUUAAGAUAUCGCACACUGGAGAGGUCUGGUUCCUUUACGGCGGCAACGUGACUGUCGAGCGGACCGCGCCGCCGCCAGCUCGGCGCCUCCGUGGGACAGCCAAGCCGGGGCUUCCGGCGUCAAUAGGCGGUGCCUCGCUCGCCCGCAAGCGGCAACUGGUCAACCGCCGCAAAAUGGCGAUCCGCGCAGAGGCCAAGCAGCGUGCCGCAUCCAAGUACCGUUCGGCGUCCAAGAGCAUUCUCGACUCGGCUCGUACGCCGCUCUCCAGAGUCAACUCGGGCAUCAUCAAGCUCUCACCGAGCUUGCUCACGCCGUCGGCGUCAGACGCCAACCUACUGCGGGAGCCUGUGGCAGUCAUUGAGGCCUCAUUAGACUCGCCGGCACGGCGGGCCAAGUCUGCCAGGCGCUCGCCGUCACUGCAAGCGGUCAACAACCUCAUCCGCAAGCGCAAGUCGUCGCUCCAUGUUCAGCUCCGAGAAAAGUCUGUGGCUUCGUCCAAGCUUCAUCUUCUUGCCUCGCAAGCCUCGCACGAGUCGCGGAUCAAUGACUUUCUCGACAAGGGGGGCAGACGGCGGCGAAGCGCAAAACCGGCCUCCAAUGCCACCAAGGCCAAGCGACUGGCGCUGGCCGAUCUGACGGGCUCAGACUCACCCAAGGCCACACCCGGCGGCAGCAACACUCACGACGUGCUUGGUGCGCUUCCGAUGCGUCGGAAGUCGGAGCGUGGCGUGUUGGCGCGUUCGCAGUCGACGGGUGGACACGAGCUGCACCUUGGGGACGCAGAGGCACAUGCUGAGGCGCGGGAGCGCGAGGAGCUCGAUAAGGAAGCCGGGCUCCUCCGCGAGAUCAUCGUGCAGCUGAUGCGUGACGUCAAGACGGCGCAGCAGGAGCGGUACAGGGUGGAGCAAGAGGUGAUAGCCAAGACAGUGAUGCUUCAGAAGCGCAAAGCGACGCGGCAGCGGUUGGAGCACGAGCUGGAUGCGGCGACGCUGGUGCGCGGACGGGCGGCGACGCCCCGUGCCGGCAUCGGCGGCGACAACUCGCUCCCGCGGGUUGAGUCGACUGUCAUGUUUGUGCCCCGGGCCGGGGUGGGAACCCAUCAAGUGUAUUGGUGAUACCGCUGCUGGUGAGUCAGGAAAGAGACGACUACUCAAAAGCAGCGAGCAGGGUAUUGACAUAAAUACCAAGAGUGAUGCC
Messenger RNA from Thecamonas trahens ATCC 50062, 2090 nucleotides. RefSeq lists its product as uncharacterized. The transcript has 2 exons. Bases 179 to 2008 code for a protein of 609 amino acids. Lineage: Eukaryota; Apusomonadida; Apusomonadidae. The record is from RefSeq and is a predicted model, not a curated record.